Molecule: messenger RNA, 444 nt
Organism: Rhizophagus irregularis DAOM 181602=DAOM 197198
Lineage: Eukaryota; Fungi; Glomeromycota; Glomeromycetes; Glomerales; Glomeraceae
Source: RefSeq, a predicted model, not a curated record
AAAGUACGAUAAUAAUUUCUAAUCUCAUUUUUCGUAUGAUAACUAAUGAUUUCAAUAUAUCUCAUCUCAUUAUUGCGAUUAAUUACUCGUUAUCUUACUACUUGUUACCGAUUACUUAUUCCUAUUACUCGCUACCGAUUAAUCACUCAUUACUCAUUGCUCAUUGCUCAUUACCCGCUACUUAUUCCAUCUUAUUAUUCGUUACCCCAUUUCCUCGCGUCUUUCGCACGCAUACAGCAUAUCUUAUUCACAUGAGCGUUUAUCUGUUAUUUAAUAAUCAAUACAUUAUUUUCAUGCACAAGCACCAAUCGAUAAUAAUAAUAAUAUUCAAUAUUGUCAAUUGUCAAAUGACAACAAACAUUCUAACGAACUAAAUAAAUGAUUGGAUUCCACAUUUAAGAGUUGAAGUUUUUUAUUGGUAAAAUAAUUUAUAAUUAAUUGUUU